This is a messenger RNA of Daucus carota subsp. sativus, 1624 nucleotides long. RefSeq names its product malate dehydrogenase, chloroplastic. Lineage: Eukaryota; Viridiplantae; Streptophyta; Magnoliopsida; Apiales; Apiaceae. Gene Ontology annotation, molecular function: L-malate dehydrogenase (NAD+) activity. The coding region runs from base 177 to 1406 and encodes 409 amino acids. Gene Ontology annotation, biological process: malate metabolic process; tricarboxylic acid cycle. The transcript is spliced from 2 exons. The record is from RefSeq and is a predicted model, not a curated record. Gene Ontology annotation, cellular component: cytoplasm; mitochondrion.
UUGAAACAAGUGAUGGUAAGAUUUGUUCAACGUUGGACGGCUGAGAAAUCUAGGACUCUGUUUUCUUAUAACACACUCGCACAGACACUCUCUCUCUCUGUCUUGCUCUGUCUCUCGGAAGAUAAAACCUAAACGCAAAGUUCAAAUUAACCUACUUCACCAACAAAGAGCCCAGGAUGGCAGCAACAUCUGCAACUACUUUUUCUGCUGGAUCAACAUUGUCAUAUGGCUCCAAAGCAAGUCCACUUUCACAAUCAAAGGUCUUUAGUGCAAGAUGCAACAACCUUAAAAGUUUCAGUGGCCUUAAGGCAGUUGCACCUAUAGGCUGUGACUUGGACUCAUCUUUUUCGGGAAAGAACAGCAGUGCAGCGCUUCGAGCAUCAUUUGUAAGCAAGUCCCAAAGUCCAAGCCAGAGGGCUUCUGUUAACCCUCAGAUCCAGGCCUCCUUCAAGGUGGCAGUUCUUGGAGCUGCAGGUGGUAUAGGCCAGCCACUGUCACUUCUCAUAAAGAUGUCCCCGUUAGUUUCAUCCCUCCAUCUUUACGAUAUAGCAAAUGUUAAGGGAGUUGCAGCUGAUCUUAGUCAUUGCAACACUCCCUCUCAAGUUUUGGAUUUUACUGGACAGUCGGAAUUAGGCAAUGCACUGAAAGGCGUAGAUGUGGUAGUCAUACCUGCAGGAGUUCCAAGGAAGCCUGGUAUGACCCGUGAUGACCUGUUCAACAUUAAUGCUAGUAUAGUGAAGAACCUGGUAGAGGCUGUUGCUGAUAAUUGCCCGAAUGCUUUCAUUCAUAUCAUCAGCAACCCAGUCAAUUCCACCGUGCCCAUUGCUGCAGAAGUUUUGCAGCAGAAGGGUGUUUAUGAUCCAAAGAAGCUGUUUGGUGUGACCACUUUAGAUGUUGUGAGAGCCAACACAUUUGUUGCUCAGAAGAAAAACCUAAGGCUUAUAGAUGUUGAUGUCCCAGUUAUUGGAGGACAUGCUGGAAUCACCAUUCUGCCAAUACUGUCAAAGACAAAACCUUCAGUCAGUUUCUCUGAUGAAGAAGUGCAAGAGCUAACAGUCAGGAUCCAAAAUGCUGGAACAGAAGUUGUGGAGGCAAAAGCUGGGGCAGGAUCUGCUACACUUUCCAUGGCAUAUGCUGCAGCAAGAUUUGUGGAGUCCUCUCUCCGUGCUCUUGAUGGAGAUAGUGACGUUUAUGAGUGUGCUUUUGUCCAGUCAGAGUUGACUGAACUUCCUUACUUUGCAUCAAGGAUUAAACUGGGAAAGAAUGGGGUGGAAGCUGUUAUUCAAUCUGACCUCCAAGGAUUGACUGAAUAUGAGCAAAAAGCUCUUGAAGCCCUGAAACCUGAACUGAAGGCCAGCAUUGAGAAGGGCAUAGCUUUCGCCCAGAAGCAACCAGUGGCUGCUUGAAACUGAUAUACAACAUAUAGAGAAUAAUACAGAGUUUGGCAUAAUGAGAUGAACUCGACAGUAGUGCAUAAGCAUCAGUUUUUUCAGAGUACUCCGGCAAUUUUGAUAUACCAGUCUUGUAUAACUUUAUUCUUAUGGGCAAGAGCAUGUAGCCAAUCUAGGCACUGACUGCCGUGUCGCAUGCUAAAUCUGGAUAAUUAUUUUGUUCCCUUGUGUUA